AUAGUGUUGCAUACUGAGAUAGCAAAUUACAAAUAUAACCGUCGUAUUUUAGCGCUAUUACGGAGAUGUUAAUGCGCCCUGUAUUUGUUGUUUAUAUGUGGUUUAUGAGAUAAGAUCAAUGUCCCUCUUUGAUAGAAGAUCCACUCUGUAAACCUGCCUUUUUAAAGAACUAUUACGGUAUAAAACGACUUUAGUCAGCGAGGUUAGCUAAGCUAACGGCACAGACUUAAGCAUGCCAAAUUUUUGCGCGGCUCCAAACUGUACACGGAAGAGUACUCAGUCAGAUUUGGCUUUUUUUAGGUUUCCACGGGACCCUGAGAGAUGCAGAAUCUGGGUAGAGAAUUGCCGCAGGGCAGAUCUAGAAGCCAAAACAGCGGACCAGUUGAAUAAGCAUUACAGGUUAUGUGCCAAACACUUUGACCCAGCCCUGGUGUGCAAAACGAGUCCCUAUAGGACAGUCCUGAAGGAUACAGCCAUUCCAACCAUAUUUGAUUUGACAAGCCAUCUCAAAAACCCUUACACCAGACACAGAAAGCAGAUUAAAGAACUUACUGAUGAAGACAUAAAAAGGAUGAGAGAAAGAAGAUUGGCUUCUGCUGAGCAGGCUGCCAAAAAAGACGAGGAUGCUUCAAACACUGCUGACAAGGAACCUCAGCUUUCGACAGAAGAGAAAGAGUACCGAGAUUAUUUAAGGUCUUUGUUUGAGAUUCUGUUCAUGCUGGCAAAACAAGCAAUCCCUUUGACCACUGACAGAGUAUCUGAAGAAGAAUUAAGGUCCAACAACUUUCAGGCUGUUCUGGAUUAUUGUAUCAAUGCCGGAGAUGAAGCUCUUAGGAAGAGAUUUGAGGUGACAGCGGUAAACAGCGAGUACCUCACCGCCACCCAGCUGAAUCAACUCCUAGAUGUUUGUGAGAACACUGUGAGGGAAGAGAUGCUUAUGGAGGUCAGGGAGAGUCGCUUUUACUCCCUGGUGACGGGAGACCUGGUUGACUUUGCCGACAGCAAAUACUUGCCGGUGUUCCUCCGCUUCGUCAAUCAGCAGAACAUCCUAAAAGAGGAGUUUGUGGACUUCCUCCCAUUUGUGGAUGGAGACGAGUCUGCUCUGGUAGAAAGGCUGGAGGCUCAAAUGGUGGAGCGCUGGGGGCUCAGCAUGGAGGACUGCCGAGGUCAGGCCCACAAUGCAACCGGCACCUCUACCACCAAAAUGAAAGCUGUUGCUGUGCUGUUAAUGGAGAAGUACCCUCUAGCUCUGCACAUGCCUUGUUCUCAUAUGGCACUGAACAUCCACCUCGCCAACAACCUACCUUAUCCCAACGUGCAGAUCGUCAUGGAAAAUCUGAGGAGGAUAACGUCCUUCUUUAAAGUCUUGCACACUCAGGAUGAGCUUGAGAAGGCUAUUUCCACUCACUUGCAGAAGAACCCAGAGAAGGGAAAUGCUUUGAAACAAAUGUGCUCCUCAGGAUGGACCGAGCAACAUAACGUCUUCGAUGUGCUGCUGGAUGUUUUGCCUUCCCUCCUGUUAUGCAUGGACAACAUCCGGGCCAAUGCAGACGGACGGUUUUCCAGCCGUGUCACAGUUGAGGCAUAUUCAAUUGGAGAAAGUCUUGCAGACUUUGAGGUGAUUGUCACCAUUGUCAUUUUAAAGAACGUUCUAACAUUCACCAGAGCCUUUGGGAGGAAUCUCAAUGGGGAAACACUUCAUGUCUUCUCUGCUGUGAACAGUCUAACAGCGGUUCUGUACUCUCUGAAUGAGGUCAAUGAUAACAUUGACGUGUACCACGAAUUCUGGUACAGCGAGGCUGUGAGCUUGGCCGCCCUCAUGGACAUCCCCGUGUCCAUCCCCAGGCUUUUCGUCCGGAAGCAGCGGGCUGCUGACCUCGGCGAGAUCCAAGCGGAGACCUAUUUCAAAGAGUACGUAACCAUACCAGUGAUUCGUGGCAUCAUGCAGGAAGUGGAGGACAUGUUUUCCGACAACAACCUGAAAGCUCUACGGUGCCUAUCUCUGGUUCCGGCUGUCAUGGGCCACAUGAAGUUCAACACCACAGAGGAGAGCUACGCAGAGGUCUACUGUGGCGACCUCCCAAACCCAGACACGCUUCCUGCCGAGCUCCACUGCUGGAGAAUCAAAUGGAAGCACAGAGGGAAAGAGGUGCGCUUACCAACCACCAUCCACGAAACCCUGCAGCUGCCAGACGUGAAGUUCUUCCCCAACGUUGACGCAUUCCUGAAGGUGCUUUCCACUAUGCCGGUACUUAAAGUCCAGAAGGGCACAGGCGACACCGCAAGCGAGCGGCUGCAGGCUUACCUCAGCAGCAUGCCUGCCAAGCAUUUAAACAAAAGUCUUGCGAUGCUUCACAUCAACUCCCACGUCAAACAUGACCUGGAUGUCAUGGUGGACAAAUACUGCAGGCUCUAUCCUGAGGAUGACUCUGAGGCUGAGCCCGAGGAUGUGGGCGAAGACGUUAUCGUGACAAAAGUGAUCUGAAGCAAUGGGUCAGACCUUAGCACCAGCCGGUAUCAGAUCCUCAGUUUUCCUUGGUGUUAAUACCGUGGAUUUUAGUCUAUCAACCUCAUCUAAUUCUUUUAUGUGAAACCGAAAGGGAGGUUAUAAACUGAUGAAUAUUAACUCUGUUGUUUUUUUUUUUAGAACAUUCUUGUUUUGAUAUAUAUUUUUUAUACAUAGACAAAAGCAACAAUUUAGAAUAUAGAGUGAGGGUUCCCUGUCAGAGCAGGAAUGUUUCUACAGGUUUAAGGACAGUGGCUCCUGAGAACUUCAAAUAGACGUCCAUAGCCGACAAAGAACAGAGUUAAAGGUGAUGAUGCCGUUAUGCUACAUGUUCAUAUUUCCAAACCAAAAAAUACGAGUCUUGGUGGGUUGAGAAAUGUUUUGUUGUUCUUUUUCUUAGCAACGUGUGGGGGAGGGCCCCAAUGUGUUAUUCUUGUCUCUCAUAUUAUUGUAGAAAGAUCAAACCAGGAAAAGGUUCUGAAGCCUUAAUGUUUCCAAACCUCUUUAAACCUAGAUGAGUUACUAACCAGUAAGACCUUAAGAAAAUGACAAAGCUUCAAGUUGUUAGCAGAAUCAGCCAGAUGUUCCCAGAUGUUCAGUCAAGUUCAAACUAAAAUUAGAAAGGAUAUGAAGAAUUUUGGAUUUUCAUCAUAUAACGGUGGCAGUUUUGAAAGACUACUGCUGAAAAUGAAAAAAACUUCAGUCAAAGGCUUUAUUAUGUGAUGUUCAAAUAUUCACUGUUUCUCCAUCCCUGUUUGUUUACUUUGUAAGGACACUCUAAUGCAAUGAAUUCAAUCUUUUUUUUUGCCCUCUAAUGUUUGUGACUGUGGAGAUGAGCAGAUAACUAAAUUUUUAAAUAAAAUCACACAAUGGAUGCAUUCUGGCGAAACGAGUGUGGCUAUCCAUUGCCUAAUGCUUUUCUGUUUUAGCUAGCGCUAGCGUGCCACACUGUCACUUCAAGACACCUUCUUUUGGAAGGAAGGACCAGGACUAAAUGAAAUGUGAUUUAACUGUUUUCUGCAUGUACACUGAUGUAGAAAGUAUGAUUUUUCUUCUCUGUAUUGUAUAUUCUACAUGUUUUGUUUUGGAUAAUUGGUUGUUGAAAUUUUGAUUAAAUGCUUUA
Messenger RNA from Cyprinodon variegatus (sheepshead minnow), 3629 nucleotides. It is a transcript of the gene thap12b, whose product is annotated as 52 kDa repressor of the inhibitor of the protein kinase-like. The transcript has 5 exons. The record is from RefSeq and is a predicted model, not a curated record. Bases 233 to 2485 code for a protein of 750 amino acids. NCBI's taxonomy places the organism in Eukaryota, Metazoa, Chordata, Actinopteri, Cyprinodontiformes, Cyprinodontidae.